This is a messenger RNA of Varroa destructor (honeybee mite), 6023 nucleotides long. RefSeq names its product serine palmitoyltransferase long chain base subunit (gene lace). The record is from RefSeq and is a predicted model, not a curated record. Lineage: Eukaryota; Metazoa; Arthropoda; Arachnida; Mesostigmata; Varroidae. Gene Ontology annotation, biological process: ceramide biosynthetic process; sphingosine biosynthetic process. Gene Ontology annotation, molecular function: serine C-palmitoyltransferase activity; pyridoxal phosphate binding. Gene Ontology annotation, cellular component: serine palmitoyltransferase complex.
GAAAACACAACGUCCGGUCAGUUAGACACUAAGCCAGGUUGAAUUGCUACUAUUAUGGCAGCGAUCGCGUGCGCUUAUCGAGGCAUGCAGAGUCGUGAGAAAACGCUGAGCAAGCUCUCCAGACUUUUGUGGCUCGUACGGUUGUCAUAGUUACACUACGGCAUCUAACGUUGUUCUCCGUUAGAUUGAGCUGCCGUUAAUGCUGUUACUAUGGCUGCUUGUGCCGCCCAGCGGUGCAUAGAGCAAACCGUAGGGCGCUGGCUUGUAAACGCCGCCUACAGAGUAGUCAACGCACAGAACAAGCCAAAGCCGGCAGAUCGACGUUGACCGCACCACGAGACCAACAAACAAGGCAGCGCUACGGCACUUGAUCGCACCUGCAAGUGGAAGUGGGUAUUUGUCAGUGGAGCUGUGGCAAUGAUAGAGUUCAGUGCCCCUCGUCUCGAACUGGAUGAGCUUGGUCGGCUGAGGAGACCAGCAUAGAAAGGCAACCGUGUCGCUCGCAAUAUCGCGCCGCUUCAUUUGGCGCUACGUGUUGCACCCGCCCUGCAACUUCUCUGCAAGCGUAUACUUCCAUCCGUCGUUCGUUUGUUGUGUACGAAUACGGCAGGACGACCGUGGAAUAGAACCCUCCGUCAUGAGUCGAGCUGAUAUUGUGAUCGCCGCCGCAGGGAGACAGUCAACGUUCUUUGCCGGCCGAUUCUCUGUUCGACGCGCACGGCGGUGUGGUCGUCGCGGUGGUAAUGGCAGCGUGUGAGCACGGAGCUAGCGCUGAUGAUGAGCAGACCGCCGUAGAAGCAAACGGAACCAGUAGGAACCCUGAUCUAAAGCAUUCCCGCUACUCGAAGAGACAAAGAACAAAACAGCCGUCGCCGGCGACGACAGUGGAGGCCGGUACAACAAGACGUUGACUUGCUGCCGACGUGUCUUGUCGUUGCUAAGCUCUCCCCUUCGGGAUAGCGGUCGUGGCGCCGCGCUUUCGGAAAGACCAAGCAGACUUCCAAUAUUCGAAUCAACGAACGAUCCAGGAGCAUUCCGGCAACUCACGUUCCGGUGGCUGACGGUGCGGCACAUUUUGCGGGCUGUAGAGUUCGAGCGCGUCUCAGCCCUUCUGUGGAAGGGUGACGGCAGCAGCGGCGUCAGUGACGUUAAACACAAUUGACGAGCGCGACGUUUCAGGAACGUGGCCCGUCAAACUUAACGCCUGGCGGGAGAGAGAAAGAGAAGGAGAGGUUCCAAUAGCACAACCGAACCCAACUGUUGGUGUUAAGUGGCUCUCUCGUACCGUGACAAAGGCACAGUUUAUGCCAGUCUUUUUGGGGUCAAACAGUGCUAUACAGCAAACCGCUAGGAUAGAUUGUCCCUAUAUAUAUGUAUACAUAUAUACAUAACUAAAGUAUAUGUGUGUGUGUAUAUAUAUAGAUGUAUGCAAAGUUAAACAUGCAUCGUGUAACAUUCGCGUAACGCGACGGCUCGACGAGAGGCGACGGCUAGCUGGGCUAGACUGGGCAGCAUAUUCGACAUAAUACUCUACAGUGCCACGUGUGCUCAGAUAGUGUUCAAGCUUCGUUCACAAGGCGGCGAUUGUGGAUUCGGCGAUCAUUUACUGGAAAGGAGCCAGCGAUACAGAAGCAGACACGCAGAGGAUUCUUCAUUAAAACACCACGGUGUCACGGAACACUGCGUAAUUGCAACGAAUAUUAUUAACUCGUGAUCGAGAUUCUAGUAACCUUCUGGUUAGUUUCAACGAGUGGCCAUAUUCACCAUGGGUCUUGACAACAAUUUGGGCGAAGCAUGUGCCACGCAGCCGACUGGAAUAUCUGACGAUGUAAAGAAACAGGGGAAAAUGUUCAACAACUCUCCACCGGAUGAAGAUUUGAAACCGGUAGGUCGACACGACAAACCCAGUCAACUACGUCGGCGUCCCGAACAACCUUCACGGUCGUCUCUGCAAUGGCCAUCAGCGCAAGAGAGUCAAACCGCGCCCGAGUUGCAGACACAGCAGCAAAAGCACGCCUCUUCUGAAGACAGCUUACCUUUGCCAACAUAUGAUGAGACAGUUACCGAAUUUCGCAAGUAUCUACACGAAGGCCACCGACCGGAAGAUGACUUCGAGCCUACCCCGUGGAUUAUGUAUUACACAACGGUGUUUAGUUACUUUGUGCUGUACAUAUUUGGUGUGAUGCGGGACUUCCUUCGGGGCAUCGGCAUCGAGAAAGUCAACUCACAAAUCGAGAAAAAUCGCAUAGGCUACCCACCUCUCUACCGUUCGUUUGACGCUUUCUACACGCGUAACAUCUAUAGACCAAUCCGUGACUGUUGGAACCUACCGUUACUAUCGGUGCCUGGCGCCAUGAUUACGCUUCGCGACCGUACAUCCGAUAACUAUAACUGGACGUUCAGGUACCUUGACACGGAAACAACGUACAUCAAUCUCGGCUCCUAUAACUACCUCGGUUUUGCCGAGAACAGAGGCGACUGUGCGAACCAAGUUCAACAGUGUCUUAUCGAGAACGGGUAUUCGCUUUGCAGUACGCGACAUGAACUGGGCACGCACGAAUUGCAUGUUGAGCUAGAAAAUUUGCUGGCUGAAUUUCUUGGUGUUGACGCAGCUAUUGUGGUAGGGAUGGGUUUUGCAACUAAUUCCACAAACAUUCCCAUUCUUGUUGGUCCUGGCAGUCUUAUUGUCUCCGAUGAACUGAAUCAUGCUUCGCUUUGCCUCGGAUGCAAAUUAUCUGGUGCGACGACACGGACGUUCAAGCACAACGACAUGAACAAUCUAGAAAAGGUACUGCAGAACGCUGUCUACUAUGGACAGCCAAAGACCGGCGAACCUUGGAAAAAAAUCCUCAUCAUCGUAGAAGGCAUCUACUCCAUGGAAGGAACAAUUAUUGAUCUACCGAAAGUUAUCGAGCUCAAGAAACGUUACAAAGCGUACCUUUACCUGGACGAAGCGCACUCUAUCGGCGCAUUGGGUGAACGAGGCCGGGGUGUUGUUGACUACUACGGGGCUGAAGCUAAAGACGUGGACAUACUCAUGGGCACCUUUACUAAGAGCUUCGGCGCUGCCGGUGGUUACAUAGGUGGGCGAAAAGAACUUAUCGACUAUAUACGAGCAAUGUCAUACAGUUUCGCCUACGCAACCUCGAUGGCCCCACCAGUAACGAAGCAGAUCAUUGCUUCUUGUCGACAAAUUAUGAGUACGGAGGCCGGCGCCAGUCGUCUAAAACAGCUUGCUAGAAACACAAGGUAUUUCCGGCGUCGACUUAAGCAAAUGGGCUUCAUCAUUUAUGGUAACGAUGAUUCGCCCGUCGUCCCGUUAAUGCUCUAUUUACCCUCAAAAAUAGCAGCGUUUGUCCGCGAUCUUAUGGAGGAGAAGGUGGCAACGGUUGGCGUCGGCUAUCCAGCCACUGCUCUGACGGAGUCGCGCGUUAGAUUCUGUCUGAGUGCUGCUCAUACGAAGGAAAUGCUGGACAGAUCACUUGAAUGCAUUGACCGCGUCGGAGAUCGACUCAAUCUUAAACUAAGCAGACGCAAUCGAAAUACAAGUGAAGUGGUGGUAUAUUAGUACGCGAUGUAUCUAAUACUACUACAACUAUAUACAUUUACAAAUCACUAUUAUAUUAUGACAAUUCUAACCAAGGCUGUGAGACUUAAAAGUUUUUGUCGAACCAUUCUCGAUACCUACAUUUGCACACGCCCGAAUAGAGAGAGACCCUUCAGAUGAUAUAUAUAAUUUUCUUCUCUAGAUAUAUUAAUGAAAGUGAGGCUUAUUUAUCUUCUGGACACACGAACACACGUACACAUAAAAGAGGUGCCGCUCUAGCAAGAUGGAAUUGUUAUGAGUAAGCUUGUAUGCAGCUCAUACGAGAUCGAGGUGUCUUCUCUUCUGACGACGCAGAAAAGUGACACGAUGGAAGCGAUACAACAGCUAAAACCUGUACAAGGUCACAUGGGUCCUCACCGCAAUCGCUCACACCAACAGAAGACGUUUACAAGUUUAUGCUGCUGGGUUUAGCGCGCUGCGUUUGCUACGUCAUUUUUUUGUGAAUCGAAAGGUUAUAAAAUUCCUAUUGAAAUGCAUCGUAACACAUUGUUAUCUUCUAGCCCACUUUUCUCUUCGUCGUAUUCAAAAUAAAGUUACCCACUGUUUGCUGUUGCCGCGAAGCAUGUGAUAGAAUAGUAGUCAAUAGAACUGAUAAGAGUAAACCUAAGUGACGAAGCAAAAGAUUGGCUGCUGAAGGCAGAACAUUGGGCAUCUUUAUUCUACUUUUUAUCAGGCAAUACACAAGGCUCUGAAUGUCAGACGUGUUUUGCAACUGGCUAUUAGCGCAACGUUUCAAAUAAAAUAUAUCAAUGAACUAUUCAAAAAAAAAAAGACAAAAAGCUUGUAGCUGCAACAACAGCAGGAAACGACGGCGAUCUACAAAAGCAAUUCUAUCGAAUUAAUCAAGAUUUAUAGGAAGCGAUGCUGUCUUUGAGUAAAAAAUAAUAAUUCCUCUUUCCCGGCUCGUUCCAUACUUUGUAAGCAUGUUCCGAUGAAUCGAUCUCUACUGGUUCGGUGCGACGAUCCUAUUCUUAGUGGGUAAAUCCUAGCGUUGGGUUAAACAUGACAACAACUGCCAGAAGUGUUACUUACGUAUGCCAGUCUAAAUCUGUGAGCAAAUGUUUAUCAUUGAAUAAACCUGUUUUUCUGUGCUUAUAUGAAAAGGGCAGAGGUUUUUGACUAGGUGCCCCUUCCCCGCUUUAGCGCCUGAGAAAGACUAAUAGACAAAAAGGUAAGAAUGCAACGUCUGUACAUUUUGUAUGAAUAUAUAUAAUAAUUAAAAAGAUACUAAGUAAUAACACGCAAGUCAUUACAGGGUAAGACAUCUUGCCCGUUGUUGCAAACGUAACGAUCUUAGUGAACGUAUAGUGUAAUGAUAAUCGUACACACAAGGGAACAAAAAAUCGCAGCAAUGAUAAAAUGAUUAUAAUAAACAAUGUGUUAAUGCUACGAGUGCUGAAAGACGAUGAAGCUAUUUAAUGAUAAGUUCAGUUCCAGCUGUAGUAGCGUACGUGAAGGCGUGUUUGUAUGUGAUUCACUUGUGGUCUGAAAGGAUCGCGUGGAACAACCACGUGGAAGAGUAAUAUGGCAGGGAGUAACAGGUAACGAAUCACAGAAGCUGUAACCUGACAGGAAAGCAGAAGCUGCAAGAAAUCUAGGGCGUAAAGGACGACCUGAUCAAUGCCAAUAUACAUCGUCAUUGUAGUAUCUCAGCGCCGUUUGAGUGCCUUAGGGUCUAGGUUGCGUUUGCUCUUCUCGGCUAACUCUUCCAGAUCAAUUAAUGAACUAGAGUACGUUCCGGUUCAGAUGAAUAGUGCUUGUAUAAAUCACACCAUGCAAAUUUCGACCAGAGCGUUUACCGGUCGUAGAAACAAAAUAUGCUGCUAACUUCCGUCUCCUUAGCCGUGGCGGUACGUAAUAUGUGGUACGUUUUAGCGAACAUAGAUAAUACACAGAAUAAUUCAGGGUAACUGACAGCUCGUAGAAGCUCGAAUAGUACUGUAGGUAUUAGAUAUUUAAGCGUAAUUUGAAUAUUAAAAUUUAAGCCCGGUGGGCAACAGCGGGGUCACGUACAGGUAGACACGGACGAUCCAAAUGUUUAUCACUUGAUCACACAACUUGAAACUUAAACAACAGGAAACGAUAACAAAAUAACCGAUACUGUCGUCUGUGUUGAUUAUGAACGAGGAAGUCAUAUGCGAGUAAAGGACGGGCAACCUACCCUCGUUUUACUCCCAAUAGCUACGGCAAUGGAUCCGGUCCGACAAUCGCAAAGCAUGCUGCCAUACUUAGUUAUGCAACCAAUUCGACUAGUUGCAAACUUUAGUAGAUGAGUUUCAGUGAAUGAAGGAAGGAAGGAAAAGUUUAGCACUGUUCACUAACCUGAAUCAGGUAACCUGUCAGAUUCAAAGUCCGCGCAGACGGAAAGUUGUACCCGAUUGGUACUUACCGAUUGGCAUUACGAUUGCGUACGAAC